Molecule: messenger RNA, 1701 nt
Organism: Closterium sp. NIES-65
Lineage: Eukaryota; Viridiplantae; Streptophyta; Zygnematophyceae; Desmidiales; Closteriaceae
Source: the annotation of a GenBank genome assembly
AUGAUAGGUGUGGGGUGGGGGAGAGGGAAGUCGGAGAAGGGUGGAAGGGGAGGGAGGAUGGGGAAGGAGAAGGGGAGAGGGGGAGAGGAGAAAGGAGGAGGAGGGGGAAGGUUGGAAAGUGGCUGUAUCAACGAGGGUGGAAUGGGAGCAAUGAAAAGGGAGGAAUCGAAAAGAAUCUCCAGGUCGAUCAAUCAAACCUGCUUCCCCACUGCUAAGAGGGAGUGGGGGGAGCGGAGGUGGAGGCACUGUGGGUGGGUGGAGGAGGAGGAGGAGGAGGAGGAGGAGGAGGAGGAGGAGGAGGAGGAGGAGGAGGAGGAGGAGGAGGAGGAGGAGGAGGAGGAGGAGGAGGAGGAGGAGGAAGAGGAGGAAGUAGAGGAGGAGGAGGAGGAGGAGGAAGUGGAGGAGGAGGAGGAGGAGGAAGUGGAGGAGGAGGAGGAGGAGGAAGUGGAGGAGGAGGAGGAGGAGGAAGUGGAGGAGGAGGAGGAGGAGGAGGAGGAAGUGGAGGAGGAGGAGGAGGAGGAAGUGGAGGAGGAGGAGGAGGAAGUGGAGGAGGAGGAGGAGGAGGAAGUGGAGGAGGAGGAGGAGGAGGAAGUGGAGGAGGAGGAGGAGGAGGAGGAGGAAGUGGAGGAGGAGGAGGAGGAGGAAGUGGAGGAGGAGGAGGAGGAGGAGGAAGUGGAGGAGGAGGAGGAGGAGGAAGAAGUGGAGGAGGAGGAGGAGGAGGAAGUGGAGGAGGAGGAGGAGGAGGAAGUGGAGGAGGAGGAGGAGGAGGAAGUGGAGGAGGAGGAGGAGGAGGAAGUGGAGGAGGAGGAGGAGGAGGAAGUGGAGGAGGAGGAGGAGGAGGAAGUGGAGGAGGAGGAGGAGGAGGAAGUGGAGGAGGAGGAGGAGGAGGAAGUGGAGGAGGAGGAGGAGGAGGAAGUGGAGGAGGAGGAGGAGGAGGAAGUGGAGGAGGAGGAGGAGGAGGAAGUGGAGGAGGAGGAGGAGGAGGAAGUGGAGGAGGAGGAGGAGGAGGAAGUGGAGGAGGAGGAGGAGGAGGAAGUGGAGGAGGAGGAGGAGGAGGAAGUGGAGGAGGAGGAGGAGGAGGAAGUGGAGGAGGAGGAGGAGGAGGAAGUGGAGGAGGAGGAGGAGGAGGAAGUGGAGGAGGAGGAAGUGGAGGAGGAGGAGGAGGAGGAAGUGGAGGAGGAGGAGGAGGAAGUGGAGGAGGAGGAGGAGGAGGAAGUGGAGGAGGAGGAGGAGGAAGUGGAGGAGGAGGAGGAGGAGGAAGUGGAGGAGGAGGAGGAGGAGGAGGAGGAGGUAGGCAAAAGGAAGGGGGCAGGGAGUGCCGCUAGGAAUGGGGGCCUCAAUGCCCCCUUCUGUGGCGGAGACGAGCGCCGGAGAGAAUCCCACUGUGUGGACUGCGCCUGGCUGCGACCCACCCCCGAGAUGGGCCACAGCGAGGGAGAUGUUGAGGGCCGCCGAGGCGACGGGCUACAGCACUCGCCGGGCAGCCGUGGGGGCUACCCGGCAAGCUCUACACUGAUGCCUGUGCAGAAAUUAACCUCCCCCUUCUGCCAUGGACCGCCACAGACAUCCCUUGCCACGCGCGGCAGCCUGGCGAAGGCCUUGCAAGCCCUUGAGAGCACCCCAGUCAGCCCGUCCAACUGUGAGACUCUGGAGGCCCUCCAAUCUCGUCUCCCCAACGCCAUCCCCUUCCUUCCAGAAUGA